AGCAACAAGAAAUUCAUAUCAAUUAAUAAUAAAAGGAGUUGGCAGACGUGCCUGGAAAACUGGCAUGGUUUUUGGAGGCUGGCAGAUGAGAGUUGAACGUCAGAUAUGACUCCAAAAGACUAUUGAGAUGAUCAUUAAGGGAGACUUAGAUCGGAUGGCAGCAGAGAUCGGGCAUGCAGGUAAGAUCCAGUGCCCUGUUUGGGUCUAUUCUCCAGCUCUAAGGAACAUUUACCAGGAAUGAUCCUUCAGUCCUUUCUCAGCCUGGAUGUGCGUCCUUUUAUUUGUAUCGCCUACUUUAAGACGUUUUAAUAGGAUAUCCUCGCGUUGCACUAACUUCAUAGGCUGCUGAAAGUGUUGUGAUGGAAUUGACAAUAUCGUUUUAAAUUGCCUGAAAAACCAACUCCUAAUAUAAGGUGGCAGUCUGAAGACGAUGCUGGACGCCAUGGAAGUUCCAAGUCACGCUAGGCACCUCCUCCUGCAGCUCAACAGCCAGCGCACCAAGGGCUUCCUCUGCGAUGUCAUCAUCGUGGUGCAGAACGCUCUCUUCCGAGCCCACAAGAACAUCCUGGCCGCCAGCAGCCUCUAUCUCAAGUCCCUGGUCGUCCACGACAACCUCAUCAACCUGGACCACGAGAUGGUGAGCCCGGGGGUCUUUCGCGUCGUCCUGGACUACAUCUACACGGGCCGUCUCUGCGACGGGGACCCCGCCUCCCCGGCCGAGCCCAACCUGGCCGCCGUGCUGGCCGCCGCCAGCUACCUUCAGCUGCUGGACCUGGUGGCGCUGUGCAAGAAGAAACUCAAGAGGAACGGCAAGUACCCCCCGCGCCAGGCCCCCAUCUUCCCGUACGGGAAGAUAGGGCCCGUCGGCAUGGGGGGCAUGGGGGGCAUGGGGGGCAUGGGGGGCAUGGGGGGCGCUGCCCGGUACCGGGUCUCCACCCCGGUCAUCCAGCCCUGCCCCCCCGGCGGGGCGGUGAACAGCCACACCCCCCGCCCCCCUCCCCUGGAGGACAUGGUCCCCCGCCCGCUGGCCGUCCACGCCGGGGAGCUGUACGCGCCCUCCUCCACCCAGGGGUCCCCCGUGUUCCCCGCCCUGCUGCCCUCGCAGCUCGGCCUGCGCUCGGCGCACCCGGACAGGAACCGCUCGCCCGUCUUCGGCCUGGACCUCUCCAAGAAGAGCCCCAGCUCCCAGUCCCAGCACGCCCCGUCGCAGUCACACCUGGCCAGCGCCCCGCCCCACGGCGAGGAGCGGGAGGGCGCCCGCAGCACACGGACCAGCCCCACGCCGGGCGCCAACGGCCGGCCGUACUCGCUGGAGAAGAUGGAGACGGCGGACCAGACGGGCUCCGUCCCCCCUCCGCCCUUCCCCCACCACAACCAGCCCCUCGGCCCGCACCUCCCCCACCUCCACCGCUCCGUCUCCCAGGGCACGGACCCCUACCCGUGCCCCCCCAGCCCGGACACGCCCACCGACGCCGGAGAGCGAGCCCGGGAGAUGGGCAACAUCUACCGCUGGGUGAAGAACGAGCCGCUGAUGUACACGGGCGAGGAGGACGAGGAGGACGAAGACGACGAGGAGGGCGGCGGGCACGGCGACCCGGACGGCCACCACCACCACCAGCACCUCAACCACCUGAAGGGCGGCGGCGAGGAGAGCGAGGGGGCCGACGACAAGAGCGGCUCGGGCAGCGAGGAGACGGGCAGCAGCGAGGGCCGCCCCUCCCCGACGGGGAACAUGAGGCGCUUCCACAUGCCCUACGAGCCCGAGAGCUUCGGGGACAACCUCUACGUCUGCAUCCCCUGCGACAAGGGCUUCCCCAGCUCAGAGCAGCUCAACGCGCACGUGGAGACGCACACGGAGGAGGAGCUGUACGGCAACUCCGGCAUGGACACGGGCAACGGCAACAGCAACUGCAAGAGCGGCGGCGGCGGCGGCACAACCAACGGCUACGGCGGCCUGAGCAGCGGCGGCGGCGGUCUGAACAGCCUGUCCCACCUGGAGGGCAAGGCCAGCGGGGGCGGCGGGCUGGGCGAGAUGAUACGGCCGUACCGCUGCUCCAACUGUGACAAAUCGUACAAAGACCCGGCCACGCUGCGGCAGCACGAGAAGACCCACUGGCUCACCCGGCCGUACCCCUGCAGCAUCUGCGGCAAGAAGUUCACCCAGCGCGGCACCAUGACGCGGCACAUGCGCAGCCACCUGGGCCUGAAGCCGUUCGCCUGCGACGCCUGCGGCAUGCGCUUCACCCGGCAGUACCGCCUCACCGAGCACAUGCGCAUCCACUCCGGGGAGAAGCCGUACGAGUGCCAGGUGUGCGGCGGCAAGUUUGCGCAGCAGCGCAACCUCAUCAGCCACAUGAAGAUGCACAGCAGCGGGGGCGGCGGCGGCGGCGGCGGGCUCACUGCGGACGGCAAGCUGAAGCUGGAGUUCACCGAGGGCAUCUACCCGCUGAGCAAGUACACGGCCGAGCACCUGGGGCUGAAGCAGGAGAAGGCCAACGAGCUGCUGAUCCAAGCCCAGCAGCAGCUGGGCUUGGAUGCCAAAGUCAUGGAGAGCCUUUACCCCCUGUCCAAACUCGCCGCGGAGCACCUGGGUCUGACCCACGACAAGAUGGACGUCCUGGGGCAGCCCCUUCUCCCCCCGCAGUCGCUGUCCGAGGGCCGAACCAUCGACCGCUACUCGCCGGGCUAAGAGCGGCGUUCUGUGAGUGACAGCCACUUGUCGACGUCUCUCUCUGUGUGCACCGUUUAUCCUGCAGUAUUCAAAUGACAGUUCACCUCAGUAACUCAGUAACACUCCUGCACCUCAGAACGGGACCGAGGUAUGUGGGUCCUGUGAACCGUGUAGUCUCUCUUCAGUGCCUUCCACCACAUCCUUGAGUUAUGUAUCUCAGCGGCCCUUUGAGUUGGGGAGUAACACACUCUUUUGUGACCAAAACAAGACUUGCUCGAAGCAGUGCAGUAUUUAUGUGCAGUUUAUGCAAACAUUUCUUUUUUUUUCUUUUUCUACUCCAGCCAAUGAGCCAAAGCAACAAAUUGAAAAUCCAAAUGAAUUUGCUUUUUAUUUAUUAUUCCAAAGUUGUGAAAUCCAAAGAGGACAGUUCUGUUGCAACCCACAAACCCCUAAACCUGUGUACUUUGUAACUGUCGUAUAUAAACCAAAAAAUGGGAAAGAAGCACAAAAAAAGGAUUCAGGGUCGCAGUCAGGACCUGAGCGCAACUUUGGAACCGAAGAAAAAGACUGCAAAGCAACAGGAGGACUUGUUCUUUUUCUUCUGGUUUCUCGA
Gadus chalcogrammus (walleye pollock) is the source of this 3284-nucleotide messenger RNA. RefSeq names its product hypermethylated in cancer 1 (gene hic1). Lineage: Eukaryota; Metazoa; Chordata; Actinopteri; Gadiformes; Gadidae. Gene Ontology annotation, biological process: regulation of transcription by RNA polymerase II. The transcript is spliced from 2 exons. Gene Ontology annotation, cellular component: nucleus. The coding region runs from base 431 to 2689 and encodes 752 amino acids. Gene Ontology annotation, molecular function: RNA polymerase II cis-regulatory region sequence-specific DNA binding; DNA-binding transcription factor activity, RNA polymerase II-specific; protein binding. The record is from RefSeq and is a predicted model, not a curated record.